CGCUCCUGCCUGGCGCCCGCGCACGGGAUGGACGUUCCUGAGCGCUGAGCUCAGCGCCUCGGAAAAGCGGCGAGGAAAAUACACAGCUGGAUGAGAUUGAACAUGAUCAGAAGAUAGCAUCAUACACCAUGACCAUGGCUCCGCGGAAGAGGAAUCGUCAUGCGCUGGGGUUUCUUUGUUGUUUUGGGGGCAGUGACCUCCCCGAAAUCAACCUCAAAGACAAUAACCCCCUUCAAUUCCUUGAGUUUUCUGUCCCAAUCCCACCAGCAGAAGAGCUCAAUGCCAGGUUCUCUGAACUUGUGGAUGAAUUGGAUCUCACAGAUAAGAACAGAGAGGCUAUGUUUGCACUCCCUCCAGAGAAGAAAUGGCAGAUUUACUGCAGCAAAAAGAAGGAACAAGAGGAUCCUAAUAAGCUUGCUACCAGCUGGCCAGAUUACUACAUUGACCGCAUCAACUCUAUGGCAGCAAUGCAGACUUUAUAUGCUUUUGAUGAAGAAGAAACAGAAAUGAAAAAUAAAAUAGUUGAAGACUUGAAGACAGCUCUGCGGACUCAGCCCAUGAGGUUUGUGACCAGGUUUAUUGAGCUAGAUGGCCUGAGCUGUUUGCUGAAUUUCCUGAAGAGCAUGGACUAUGAGACCUCAGAGAGCCGUAUUCACACAUCCGUUAUAGGGUGUAUCAAGGCACUGAUGAACAACUCCCAAGGACGGGCUCACGUCCUAGCUCAUCCGGAGAGUAUCAACAUCAUCUCCCAGAGCUUACGAACCGAGAACAUCAAGACCAAGAUUGCAGUGCUGGAGAUCCUGGGGGCUGUCUGCUUGGUACCAGAUGGGCACAAGAAGGUCUUGCAAGCAAUGCUUCACUACCAAGUCUAUGCUGCAGAAAGGACAAGAUUCCAGACUUUGUUGAAUGAGCUAGACCGAAGCAUGGGACGUUAUCGAGAUGAAGUAAAUCUCAAAACAGCCAUCAUGUCCUUUAUCAAUGCUGUUCUGAAUGCGGGUGCUGGUGAGGAUAAUUUGGAGUUCCGAUUACACCUACGAUACGAGUUUCUAAUGCUGGGAAUUCAACCUGUCAUUGACAAGCUAAGAGGACAUGAGAAUGCCACAUUGGACAGGCACUUAGAUUUCUUUGAGAUGGUCAGAAAUGAAGAUGACCUGGAGCUUGCCAAGCGGUUUGAUCUGAUCCACAUUGAUACAAAAAGCGCCUCUCAGAUGUUUGAGCUGAUCAAGAAGAGAUUGAAGCAUACAGAUGCCUAUCCCUAUUUGUUAUCCAUCCUCCAGCACUGCUUACAGAUGCCUUAUAAGAGGAAUGGAGGAAACUUUCAGCAAUGGCAGCUGUUGGACCGAAUACUCCAACAAAUUGUUCUUCAGGAUGAGCGAGGAGAUGAUCCAGAUAUAGCCCCACUGGAAAAUUUCAAUGUCAAAAAUAUAAUUAAAAUGCUGGUGAACGAAAAUGAAGUCAAACAGUGGAGGGACCAAGCAGAGCUGUUCCUCCUAGAUCAUGCCGAGCUGAUGAGCAGGUUGGAGAAGAAGGAACGGGAAUGUGAGACAAAGACCCAAGAGAAAGAUGAAAUGAUGAAGACUCUAAACAAAAUGAAGGACAAGCUGCAGAAGGAGUCCUUGGAGCUGCGCCAGACCCGGGACCAGAUGAACGACUUGGUAGCUCAACUUAAUGAGUUCUCGCAAGGUGGCAGCAUUUCUUUCCCACCCCCACCGCCACCCCCUCCUGGUGGCCCAUUAGCUUUGUCCUCUUCUCUCAUGUCAGAGAAUUUGCCUCCACUGCCACCCCCUCUGCCUUUCUCCAGUUGUCCCCCUCCUCCUGCUCCACCACCUCCUCCAGGAGGACCUCCUCCCCCACCAGGAGCACCACCUUUCUUCAGCAUGGGCAUGGCUCCCCCUCCAACAACCACCUUCAGCAGCAGUGGCACCAGCCUGAAGAAGAAAUCUAUCCCACAGCCUUCACACCCCCUGAAAUCCUUCAACUGGGCUAAACUGAGUGAGGAGAGGAUCCAUGGCACAAUCUGGAAUGAGAUUGAUGAUUUAAAGGCAUUCAAGGUGCUGGAUCUAGAAGAUUUUGAAAAGAUGUUCUCAGCAUAUCAGAGACACCAGGACCUGCUAACUAACCCCUCCUCCUGCAAGCAGAAAGAGAUGGGUUCAACAGAAGACCUUUACCUCUCCACACGAAAGGUGAAAGAGCUCUCUGUGAUUGAUGGCCGGAGGGCCCAGAAUUGUGUCAUUCUCCUUUCCAAGCUGAAGCUGUCUAAUGAAGAAAUCAGACAGGCAAUCUUGAAGAUGGAUGAACAAGAAGACCUGGCCAAAGACAUGCUUGAACAGCUACUAAAAUUUGUUCCUGAAAAGAGCGAUACCGACCUGUUGGAGGAGCAUAAACACGAAAUCGAGCGCAUGGCCCGGGCGGAUCGUUUCCUCUUUGAAAUGAGCAGGAUCGACCACUAUCAGCAGCGACUGCAAGCAUUAUUCUUUAAGAAGAAGUUUCCUGAGAGGUUGGCAGAAGCAAAGCCGAAAGUAGAAGCCAUCCUUCUGGCAUCCAAAGAACUCAUCCGCAGCAAGCGCUUGAAGCAACUCCUGGAGGUUGUUCUGGCCUUUGGCAAUUAUAUGAACAAGGGCCAAAGGGGAAGUGCAUAUGGAUUCAAAGUCUCGAGCCUGAACAAAAUUGCAGACACCAAAUCCAGCAUAGACAGGAACAUUACACUGCUACACUACUUAAUUAUGAUCUUUGAGAAGAAUUACCCAGAUAUCCUAGAUAUUCAGUCUGAGUUGCAGCAUCUUCCAGAAGCAGCAAAAGUCAACCUGGUAGAGCUGGAGAAGGAAGUUAACAAUAUAAAGACUGGAUUGAAAGCUGUUGAAGCUGUAAGUAUCUGAAGGUUUCCAAAAGCUCC
Molecule: messenger RNA, 2893 nt
Organism: Tinamus guttatus (white-throated tinamou)
Lineage: Eukaryota; Metazoa; Chordata; Aves; Tinamiformes; Tinamidae
Source: RefSeq, a predicted model, not a curated record